AUGGGUUAUAACCUGAGCCUGCAGAUUGGGGAUAGGGAUAUCUGGCUAUGGGUUGUAGUUGACUGGCGUAAGACAUCAUCGGUUGUGGUGGUGUAUCCCAGAUCGGGAUAUGAGAUGGGUGUGGAUCUGGCUGGGACGGAACGGUGCUCUAGGGCAUCCAGUACACAGCUCGCGGGCCAAGGACUGGUUGAGGCGGGUUCCCGCCAGACCUCGCCUGGGCGAAAAGGGCCUGCAGGUCGUGCAGCGACAUUGAGUUGGUGGGAUUUCCGGUCAUGGUUCAAUUGA
Penicillium robsamsonii is the source of this 285-nucleotide messenger RNA. RefSeq lists its product as uncharacterized. Bases 1 to 285 code for a protein of 94 amino acids. Lineage: Eukaryota; Fungi; Ascomycota; Eurotiomycetes; Eurotiales; Aspergillaceae. The record is from RefSeq and is a predicted model, not a curated record. The transcript has a single exon.